This is a messenger RNA of Ostreococcus tauri, 4638 nucleotides long. Its product is annotated as unnamed product. The transcript has a single exon. NCBI's taxonomy places the organism in Eukaryota, Viridiplantae, Chlorophyta, Mamiellophyceae, Mamiellales, Bathycoccaceae. The coding region runs from base 1 to 4638 and encodes 1545 amino acids. Gene Ontology annotation, molecular function: DNA binding. The record is from RefSeq and is a predicted model, not a curated record. Gene Ontology annotation, cellular component: transcription factor TFIIIC complex. Gene Ontology annotation, biological process: transcription initiation at RNA polymerase III promoter; 5S class rRNA transcription by RNA polymerase III.
AUGCCGCGCGGGGCCGAGGACGUCCUGGACGUCGUCGCGUUGCGCGGCGCGCGCGGCAUCACCGCUCGAGCGCUGUGUGCGCGCGUGGCGAGCGAUGAAGAUGCCGGCGCGGUCGUUGGCGAGCGACACGCCGAACCGAGCGACGACGACGCCGGCGACGCGCUCGCGAUGGCGCUCGCGUGCGUCGAGCGUGGUGACGUCGAGGUAGCACGGCUCGCGAGGACGUCGAUGGGGGACGAUGGCGAUGUCGAAGGGAUGGCUGGAAUUGGAGCGGGCGACGCGCGGGCGAAGCGCGUCGUCGAAGCGACGUUGGACGCGAAACGACGCGGUGUGGUCGAGUGGGGGAUGGAUGUGACGUUCACGGCGACGCGUGCGGCGCGCGCUCGAGCGCUCGGGAUCGGGGAUGAGGGGACGUGGGAGAAUAAGCUGAGCGAGAACGCGCGCGCGGCGCUGGAAAUCGUCGGCGCGCGCGGAAGGCGCGGCGCGACCGGUUCGGAGAUCAACGCCGCGAACGGUGGGAAGAACGCCGAUCAUCUGGUGAAGGCACUUCUCGGGGCGGGGUUGGUGGCGAUCCGCAAGACGUCGGCGCGCGAGACGGGUGGGAGCAUUCAGAACUUGGUGUACCUCAAGCGUUUUGAGCCGAGCGGAAAGUCGCACGACGCAGAGAGAGGGGAUUAUUACGCCGCGUUCACGAGAAUUCUGAGCGAAGCGCAGCAAGGCACGGCGACUUCGAAAUUUGUGCGCGAGAGUUUGCUCGCGGAGUUUGAAAAUUCGUCCCUGUUCAAGGGCUUAACCUCCACAGCGAAGACGAAAGUGUUCUCUCGGGUGAAAACCGACCUGUGCCGGGGAAAAUUCAUAGAGCCAGUCAUGAGUAAUCUCGGCGAUGCCGUACGCUUGUUGAAACCGUACGACGUGAUGGAAGACGAAUUAGACGGCGAGGACGAGGACGAGGACGACGGGCUCGACGAAUCCUGGUGGACGGGUCGAGGUGUUCGAGGCGGAAUUGUCAUCGAACAGACGUUGGAGACACAAGUGUGCCAACGCCUGCGCGAGGCUGGUCGGGCGCUGACGCAGGAAGAAAUUUUACGUGAUUUUGACGUGGCGUCGAGGACGCUCGAGAAGCGGUUUAGUAAGAUGCACGAGGAAGAUGAGCUGUUCAAGCGGGUCAUGGUGCAGAGAGGCAAAACGAAGACGGCGUGCUUCGUCGCAAACGACACCUCGAGCGAGGCCAGUGAUAAACGUCAGGGCGACGAUGGAGGUGGACGGAUGGAAAUUAGGACGAAAAUGGAUCCAAUGCUCGUCGAUGACGCGUCCAGGCGGCAUGAUUUAGUCCUCAAGGAGUUGCGUGGGAAGGGUUUUCUAUAUGUAAAUCGUUUGGGCAAAUGGCUCGCCGACGCGGAGGGAGGAAUGUAUAAGCGCGUGGAUAAAGAGUUGAUAACCGCUCUCGUCGAUAGUCUCGUCGAUAGCGGUAACGCGAUAGUGCUUGACAUGGCGCUGGCGUACGACUCCAGUACGGAACGCCAGCCGGACCGAAUACUCUUUCACAUUGACUACCCGUUUGAUCCCGCGAGCGCUGAGGACGCCCCGUUCGUCGAGGCGCUCAAGGAAGAUAUACGAGCGACAGACGUCGCCGUGAGACAAUCAAUGAGCAAAAAGCUUGCAUCAAACGAAGUUGUGCGCAUCGAACCGAUGGAAGUUACUCCUUCAUUGGUAGCGCCGAUCGCUGCUUUGCCUUUGAAUGAGCUCACCGACGUAGAAAUGGAGCAAGUGCAAGAUUUUGACACGCGAGUGUAUCGAAAUCUAAACGAUUUCCACGCCAUUGGCUUGGGAUACAUCAGAGCUUUUGUUGUUCGUCUCGAGUGUUUACACAUGUACUUGGUCGCGAAAGUGUUCGGAGCCGGCAUUGAGGACGGCACUAUUAACGACGAGAUCCUCGGCGAUUUGAUGCCGAUCUCCAUGUACAUCAAGCUCGUCAACAGCGUUGAAUCAAAGACUCUGACCGCAGAAGAUCUAGACGAAGUGAGAGCCGAGGCAUUACGCGGUAAACUCAUGCGGGAUUUACGACGGGGACUACGGGAUAAAAUGCGGUCGGUACAAAGCAUGAACAAGCUCAAGAAGCGCUUGACCGAGCUCGGGCUCGCGCACGAGGCACCCAAGUACGACCAGUCUACGAGUCAGAUGUUUUACACUCUGAAGUUGACUAAGAGUGCACGUUUCCAAAUCAAAGUAGCCAAAGUAGAUGACGAUGACUCGUGGAGCAGAGACUUUGACGUGACGACAGCGGAGGGUGCUAAAGAGUAUUGGAGCACUCUUGAGGAGACGUUCAAGGGAAAGCCCGGGAUGGACAAGGCGCAACCAGCAUCAAGCAUCGAUUAUCCGCGUCUCACGUCGACGCGGACGUGGGCUCGAAAGUACGACCUUGGUCUGGAAAAUUGCGUCAUCCUCACCGAUCGCUUACGAGAGUCUUGGCGUACUCUGCUCAAACUUUUGCUAGUGCAAAGAAACAUUUCAUUUGACGAGGUGGACCUCGCGGAUGAAUCGUCGAGUAAAGGAGCAGCUUUAAUGGCCAAGUCGAUAGAGUGUCUCGCAGAGAACGGAUUACCAAAAGAGGACGCGCUUCGAGCUGAACAGCUCGCUCAGGACGUUGGAAUACCCGACCAGAGCGGCCUAAGUCUGGUGAAGGAAAUCUGGCGAAACUACUGCUAUCGAAGAAUAUGCGCCGCCGUGACCGAUGGUAUUAUUUCAUCACAAACAGGCGCAAGGGCACUGAAUCUCUACGCGAGGUCCGCGCGAUUUAGAGUCACGAGGCGCUUGCCGUACCGUUCAUGGGCGCUGCCACAAGGAUCGCGCAGCGCUCGUAAUCCUGCGCGCUUGGAGGGAUUGACAUCUGCUGUGUCUCCGCCAAAGCCUGCAUCGGUGGCGAAAGAAAACUUGGACAUAAACGUUUCGGAAGCCAAUGAAGUCUUUGAUGACGACGAUAGCGAUGGAGAGUACAAUCUCGCCGCUGGCCGAAGAAAGGCUUUCAUCUUCGGUGCAUCAGAGGACGAGUUUUUGGUUUUCUGUAUGAUUCGAUUCAUCGCGCUGUCGGGAACAAAUGCCUUCAGAAGCGAAAAGAGAGACUACAGAGCAUCGUUGGUGUACAACGACCAGAUGUGGCGAUCAAGAUACCCUACAGUUAGGCAACGUGCCGUCGUCGAUCGCUGGAGAAGACUCACAGUCGGUGAAGGGGACGGGGAUGAGGCCAUGAGCAAGGUGCGUCACGACGCCAUCCUCAGAAUUGGAGCAGAGUAUUAUGAGCGUGGCGCGCGCGCGCGUCGCGAUAACGCACUUCCACACAGGCCGUCACCGAUACCCAAAAGUGAAUUCGAAGUUGAGCGAUGGGAUGAAACGUGGGAUGGAACCGGCAAGUGGUCGGAUGGCGUCGCAAAGCAAGUGUUGCAGUCGACUCGCUCAAUCUUAAGAGAGUUCCCAAUCUCGUACGAUUUGCCGAAGAGAGAGGCACCGAGACCGAAGCUGAAACGUGAAGAAAAAGUGCGGCGUAUUCGUGCCGGUAGGACAUUGACUGAAGCAGACGAUGAUAUCAUCCUCGCUCGUCUGGCACCCAUUGCAUUUUUACGUCGGCGCGCCAUCUCGUUUCAAGAUGAGAGCGGUGACAGUGAUGAAGAAGAUGUGAGCGAUUACGACGACGAUUCUGACGUUGAUGAAGAACUUUCGACGUCACUAAAAGGAAUGCGCGCAUAUGAAGUGUCGGCGUCGCGCUUGGAGGCGCUCACGUGCGCUCAACAUCUUUUGGAUGCAGACAAGCCAAAGCACGUCUCUUGCGUAGCUCCAAAUGGUCCACAACUUUUGGCUCUGUGUUCCGCGCUCGUUGAUCAGAAGAUCUCCAUGUCCACAACCAAUGAGACCGUGACGAGCGCACUCCCUCCGGCUUUUGACAGUUCAGGCGAUUCCGCGGGUGUUUACUUCAACUCACCCAACGUUGCGCUCAAGUCGCUUCACGGCGUGAAAAUUGAAAUCCUCGACUCUGAGAAUUCCGCGGUGAGCGACGUUUCAGGACCCAUUGAUUUCCUUCAAACGUCCAAUGAGAAUGUUAAGAUGGUGGAGCCUCACUGCAUGAAAGUCAUUCAGGGGCGAGAUCGCGGUAUGAACUUCAAUGAUCUCAUCGGCGAACUUCGCUCCUCGAAGAUCGUCGAAGCCGCUGGGGCGAGAGGCGCGGACGCCGUGCGCCGCGCGCUUGAUAAUCUCACCGCGAAAGGGAGCGUGAGAGUCGAAACAUCGGAGAACGAAAUCAUGUACUUCUGUCGGCGGACUAAGGCAUCGACGUCGUGGGCGGUUGAUGACGUAGAAAUCAAGGCAUGCGCCCGCGCCGUGCUAGGCGUCGUACUCAACCACUCAGGAGCUUCCGAGACACGUUUGAUAAACUCUCUCGGCGACUCGUUCCUAGUUCACGUGAUAUCUCACGCCGUGAAGUUUCUCGUGGACGAAGGAGUGCUCGUUGAGCGCGUGGUUGAAAAGUUAGCGUCUGUCAUUCCACCAACUCUGGGCGGAUCGACGAUUGGAGACGAUAAAAACGUCGCGGAGCGCUUCUUCUUCGCUGACGAAACCUCAGCGAAGACGAGAGAGAUAUUGACUCAUUGA